UGGGAUUAAAGUCUGUCAUAUAGCGUAAUGAUUCUUUUCAUGUCAGUAGGUUGGGAGAGAAUUCUUCAAAGGACAAUAAAAACAGCUGAUUACUGUAAAGAAGUUGUCUAGCUUUUUGUUUGUUUGUUUUUCUCGUUAUUGAAAGCAUAUUUAUUCUCAUAUCUUUAAUAUUCUCAUAUCAUUCUGCAGAGCAUUACAGGUUUCCUUUUAAGGCCAUAUUAAAGAACAGAAAGAACCUUUAGUAUGCCUUCAUUUAACUUGACCUUGAAAUAAAGUUUCACUAAAGGAAUGCUAAAGGUUUCCCUCAGGGUAUCUUGUUAACGUAUUCAGUAAUGGCUAACUUUUGAAAGAAAAAAUAUAUUGUUUACGUUUCUCUGAUAUUAUUUGUGGUCAGGAAUAUUUGCUGUAUGCAGUGAAUGUGCUAAAAAGGAGAAAGGCAGUUGUCAGAUUAGAUUACUUUUGUUUAUUUAAUAAAGAGUAUAUGUAUGUAUAUGUCUUCUACCUGAAAGAGUAAUUUGGCUUUCAGGGUAUGUCCAUAAGCUUUUAAAGUUAAAUCAUUAAGUUCAUGCACUUUCAAAAUACAUAAUAAAACUAAACUGGAGGGGCAUGAGCUGAAAAAUAUAUACUUGAUAUCCAGCUUUAAUCUAAUUCACUAAAAAUUCCAGUUCUAGUUUGAAUUAGUUAGCUGGGUAUUUGAGGCAGUUAUCUCCUAGGGAAGGCUAAUUUGUCCCCAAAUCCUUGGUAAAUUCCAGAGUCUAACCCUCGGGCUUGCAGACUCAGAAACCUUGUUGAUAGUUUGAGAAUGGGUCCACUACUCUCCAGUACAAGCAGAUAAACCAAACUCAAGGAGAAUGGGAGAUUUAAAAACAGUCAAUGUAGUAAUCGAUAGUAGGAACUGUAACUCAAGAAGACUACAUACUCAUUUCCCUUCAAAAGCACAUUCUUUUCUGUAGGAAAUCUACCCAACAACUCAGUGAUAGAUAGUUUCUUGGUGACUAUAGAAUCAGACCAAGGGAAGUUUGGUGUGUUACCUUAAUGACUGGUGUCAUUUAUCUUUAUUUGAUGAAGAUAUGUCAUAUAGACUAGAUUCCAUCUUGUUUGUGAACUAGAACAUCCUGUCCCCUAAAUACUAUUAAGAGACUCAUAUUUGCUAUUUAAUACUUCUUUUAGGUGCUUCCCUUCUAACUAAGUUCCUACUCCCAUCCCCUCUAUUGGUGAUGGCCAAUCCUUUCACUGAGUAUUAUAUAGUGGAGACUCAGCCUGGGAGCAAUUCUCUCUUAAUAAGAGUGGUCGGUGAUGGUGGCAGUAUUUCCAAGGGGAAAAUUUGUUCUUUAAAAGCACGAGCUGUCUUGAUUGACAUGGAGGAAGGAGUAGUAAAUGAAAUUCUGCAGGGACCAUUGAGAGAUGUAUUUGACAGCAAGCAGCUCAUCACUGAUAUUUCUGGUUCGGGGAAUAAUUGGGCUGUGGGUCACAAAGUUUUUGGCAGUCGUUAUCAAGAAGAGAUUUUAGAGAAACUUAGAAAGUCGGCAGAGCACUGUGAUUGUUUGCAGUGUUUUUUUGUAAUACAUUCCAUGGGAGGAGGAACAGGAUCUGGACUUGGCACAUAUCUUUUAAAGGUGCUUGAGGAUGAAUUCCCAGAAGUAUACAGAUUUGUGACUUCAGUUUAUCCUUCUGGUGAGGAUGAUGUCAUAACCUCACCUUAUAAUAGUAUCUUGGCAAUGAAGGAACUUAAUGAGCAUGCAGACUGUGUGUUGCCCAUUGACAACCAAUCUUUAUUUGACAUCAUUAGCAAAAUUGACCUCGUGGUGAAUUCUGGAAAGUUGGGUACAACUAUAAAGCCAAAGAGUCUGGUUACUUCAAGUGCUGGGACUUUUAAAAAGUGGCAAGAGAAGCCUUUUGAUGCAAUGAACAACAUUGUGGCAAAUCUGCUGCUCAGCCUAACAAGCUCUGCGAGAUUUGAAGGGUCCCUUAAUAUGGACCUUAAUGAAAUCAGCAUGAAUUUAGUUCCUUUUCCUCAACUGCAUUAUCUUGUGUCAAGUUUAACACCCCUAUAUACACUGGCAGAUGUUAACGUUCCUCCUCGAAGGUUGGAUCAGAUGUUUUCAGAUGCCUUUAGUAAAGAUCACCAGCUAAUUCGGGCUGACCCCAAACACAGUCUCUACCUUGCCUGUGCCCUCAUGGUUAGAGGAAAUGUACAGAUCUCAGAUCUUCGCAGAAAUAUUGAAAGAUUAAAACCUUCUCUACAGUUUGUCUCCUGGAAUCAAGAAGGCUGGAAAACCAGCCUGUGUUCAGUACCUCCUGUGGGCCAUUCUCAUUCGUUAUUAGCUUUAGCAAAUAACACAUGCGUGAAGCCUACCUUCGUGGAACUGAGAGAGAGAUUCCUGAGGCUCUACAAGAAGAAGGCUCAUCUUCAUCACUAUCUGCAAAUUGAAGGGAUGGAGGAAAGCUGUUUCACAGAAGCUGAGUCAUCUUUAUCAGCACUCAUACGGGAAUAUAACCAGCUGGAUGCCACCAAAAGCAUGCCUGUGGAAGAUUUACCGAGACUGAGCGUAGCUGUGUGAAAAAGAAACCCAGAAAAUACAACACUUACUUUUUCCUAAUUUCACAUUCUUUUUGUCACCUUACCUUUCUUUUUCAGAUUUUUUGUGAUUCAGAAAGCCUAGUUUGUGUCGUUCAUAUUAGAAAGUAUUUUUGUCUAAAAGAGUAGUUUUCCUUUAAUUGCAAUUUGUUGAUGAUACCAGUCUGUGAAAUUAGCGAAGUCCUAGUGUCUUAACUUCAAACGUUUGUCUUUAGAAAUUUCCCCUUUUCUAAAAUUAAGGAAACAAACAAUUCUUCAACAUUUUAUUUUAUUUAUAGUCUCAUGUUUAGGCAUUUAUUUAUACAAUGAUAAUCAUGUCUUCAAUAAAAAUCUUGUACAGAUAUAUUUUUAUAUUUAUUUAUAAUUUAUGUUUUCAUAUUCUAUUUAAAUUCUCAUGAUUCUUUAAAAGUAAAUACAGAGAAUAUAAGAACACAUUAUAAAUAUUUCUGUGUAAUAUCCACUAACUUCAGGGAUGGUUAUUAAGUUAAUUGUUAACUAUUAAGGAGGUGUUCUUUCUUCUUUGUGUAACCACUUGUUUGCACUCAAAAGAAUCACACUUUACAUUUAUUUUAACAUGUCUUUUGUACUAAAUUAUUUUUAAAUAUAAUGCUUUUUUAUGAAAGCAGUUAACUUAUAAUAAUAAAUACCAGUAUUUUCAAACAA
Messenger RNA from Equus caballus (horse), 3241 nucleotides. NCBI's taxonomy places the organism in Eukaryota, Metazoa, Chordata, Mammalia, Perissodactyla, Equidae. The record is from RefSeq and is a predicted model, not a curated record.